Molecule: messenger RNA, 1764 nt
Organism: Theileria annulata
Lineage: Eukaryota; Apicomplexa; Aconoidasida; Piroplasmida; Theileriidae
Product: translation initiation factor, putative
Exons: 4
Coding region: 1-1764 (587 amino acids)
Molecular function (GO): GTPase activity; GTP binding
Source: RefSeq, a predicted model, not a curated record
AUGUGUGAAAAGCUUGAUUUGAAUGUAAAUAAAUUAAGCGUAGAAGAGUCUCAGUUUAUUUUGGACGAGAUUACAACACUGCUAAACACGGACCCAAUUAAAAGUUUUUGUAGUUAUAGAAUUACCAACGCGGGCGGGAAAUAUUAUGUGGAAAGGAUUGAAAGCAACUGGGUAAGCAGACCGUUGGUGAUUACGGUAAUGGGCCAUGUGGACCACGGCAAGACCACCCUACUUGACUACAUACAUAAAACAGAUGUUGCAAAGACAGAAAAAGGGCUUAUUACCCAGAAGAUCUCAGCGUUCCAAAUUUCGCUAAAUUCCACCUCACCAUCAACUCCCACAAGAGUAACUUUUAUUGACACGCCAGGUCACGCAGCAUUCUUAACGAUGCGUGAAAGAGGUGUGUCUUGCACAGACCUGGUUAUCCUGGUGGUUGCAGCUGACGACGGAAUCAUGCCACAAACACUUGAGUGCAUAGACCUGAUUAAAAGGUACAACCUGAGGGUGAUAGUGGCUAUCAAUAAGGUGGAUUUAACACCCGAAGAGUCAGUUGCACAGGUUUCCGAAAUGGUUAAGUCUCACCUUGUGGGCUGUAAUUUGCUGGGAACAGUAGAAAUUAGCGCGAAAACGGGUCACAACGUUGAUAAGCUCAUAUCUGAGAUCCAGAAGUUACAACUGGAAAUGAACCUGAGAAUUGAUAAAAACGCUAUAUUUAAGGGCUACAUCUAUGAAACGAUCCAGGACCCAACCAGAGGAAAGUGCAUCAACAUACUAGUACAACAAGGAACAAUACAUCCAAACGAUUACAUAUUAAUUGAUAAUCAAAUUAUUAAGGUUAAAUCCCUUUAUGUCAUCGGUGACUCGAACUCUAAUGCCAUCCCAACCAGGCCCAUUAAUACCAAAGAACUGGACCAAGAUACAGGACUGAUUCAAAUUGGGGUCAAUGCAAAUAUAAGUAAUUUAGCAGGAACUGUAGUAGUUGGAAACAAAUCACUAAAAGAACUACAGAACUAUCAACUCCUAAUCAACAAAUUAAUUAAUACCAAUAAUCAAAAUGAAGCAAAUUCUAGAGAAUGUUUGAUACCGUAUAUUGCAAUUAAUUUAAGAUGCUGCGACCAGGGUAGUUUGGAAGCGAUAGAGAAACAUAUUGAUGAGUUCAACAAGAACGCCAAGGAAAAUCUAAACGUACUCAAUCUCAUUAAUCGCAACUAUAUCAAAACCGAUCUUUCGAGUGAUGAUCUCAAGGCAGAUAAGGAGCUGGGGAUCUCAGAACUCAGAGACAAGUACUCCAAGUAUACUGAGGAUUGGGUCCCCUUUAAGGUCAUCAGUAAAAACCUGGGUAAUUUUAACACCAAAGAUAUGCAACUACAAAGUAUCGGAAACGUGGUCAAUAUAGGCUUCAAUGUACAAAAUCAGAUGAAUUUAAACAACAUUGUGAGAACUCAUGAUAUUAUCUAUAACAUUUUCAAUGAUAUCCAGUUGAUGUAUGAGUACUAUUUUGGAGAUGAGAAUAGGAAGAAGAUCGAGUCGAACCUAGUAGUGACACAGUUGGGAAAUAUAACACUGAAGGGAGUUGGGAAGAAACAAGCAGUGGGAACAUCAGUCAAGGAAGGCCAGUGUAAAUUAAACCACUUCUACUCAGUGAUAAGAGAUAGUAAAACAAUCCACAACGAUCUCAAUGUAUUAUCUUUUCAGUCGAAUAAAUCAAACGUCAAAUCAUUAACAAAAGGAGGUACAUUAUUAACUAUAUUACAAAAACCCUGA